UACUAGCCAUACACGAUCCGGUUUGCCGGGGACCGCCAAUAUGAUAAAUUCACAUAUUGACUUAUCACAUGAGCUGUGUGAUAAAUGAUAACGAUGAUUUAAUAACUUUCUUUUAGUUCUUUCCUUGUGAAACGAAACAAACCUUGGUUCAUAAUUUUUAAUUUACUUUUUCGAUGGCUACCGAUUCUGAGAAAAGAUUGUUGAAAGAAUUCAUGGAUGGAUUGGAAACAAGAAAACUGUGCGAUAUUGUCAGAUCUGUGUAUCAUGGAGGUGGAAUUUCAGUAAAUACUCGAGAAGACGCUGAAUUGUUGUUGCUGACACAAUCGUUCACGCAAAUAUUUUCGAGUAAAAAAACACCAAUCACUGCGUUGCUGAAGUUUAUGAUUUCCAAAGGCUUAACACCCACACCUAAUAUGACUAAAAAUGAUUUGUGUUUGGCUUUCAAGAUGUUAGUUGAAAGUCAACCAGAUUACUGCAAGUCACAUAUUCAACCUUCGCAAAUGUCUAUACAACCGACACGAAUACCUGUUCAAUCAAUGCAAAUGUCUGUACAACCUACACAAAUGUCUUUACAACCGACACAAAUCCCUGUACAACCAAUGCAAAUGUCUGUACAACCAGGACAAAUGCCAUUUGCUAAUAAUAUGAUGGCUUUGUCACAAAACAACAAUAUGAUGCAUUAUCAACCUUGUCAACCACAAACCCAGCAAAUGCCUAUGAUACCAACACCACCAAUAAAUACUGUGUCUGCUCCUAGUAAUACAAAAGAUCGAAAAGAACGUGAAAAUGAACUGUUAGAAGAUUUUAUUGAGAUGUUUGCUAAACAUUUUUAUGAUUUAUUUAAUGAUAUCGGUGUACCUGGGAAAAAUCAACUGGAUGGACGUCAUUUUUAUGAAAACUGUACAAUGGCUGUAAGGAUUCUUGGAGGAAGUGAAGAAAUUAGCGAAAAAUGUGAAAAUUCAGCUACUUUAUUACAGUGUUUGUCUGGAAUUAAGAAAGAGCACCAACUUUUUUUUUCACCACAUUUAAGUGAUGUUAAAUGGAAAAAAGAAUCACAUGGUUUAGUGAAAGUUCACAUUGGUGGUACAUUACACCAAGGUGUUGGAAGAAUGGUAGGUAUGUUUGAGCAGCAAUUUAUACUUAGAGAAGAUCCUCAGGCGGAAAAUACUUGGAAAAUAUUAAAUACAAAUUUGAUGAUGAAAAGUAUGGAAUCAUUAACAUCUGGGCCUACGUUAAGCAUACAAGGACAACAAACAAAUAAUUUACAAAUUGAUAUAAUAUGAAAACAUUGACAGUUUAAUAAAACAUAAAUUAAACAAA
Messenger RNA from Sipha flava (yellow sugarcane aphid), 1320 nucleotides. RefSeq lists its product as uncharacterized. The transcript is spliced from 3 exons. The record is from RefSeq and is a predicted model, not a curated record. Bases 174 to 1283 code for a protein of 369 amino acids. NCBI's taxonomy places the organism in Eukaryota, Metazoa, Arthropoda, Insecta, Hemiptera, Aphididae.